This is a messenger RNA of Microthlaspi erraticum, 2064 nucleotides long. NCBI's taxonomy places the organism in Eukaryota, Viridiplantae, Streptophyta, Magnoliopsida, Brassicales, Brassicaceae. The record is from the annotation of a GenBank genome assembly.
AUGCGAAUUUGGGAGAGCCCGGUUAUGCUUGCGUGUAACACGGCCUCGAAGAAAAAUCCAGCUUCUUGCAUUUUUCUCACCAUCAUCAUCUUUAUCACCGUGUUAUGUCCGGUGGUAACGUCUCAAAUGGUUGUGCCAAAUUCAGACGCAGAUUGUCUCUUGAGAUUCAAAGACACAUUAGCAAACGCCUCGGUGUUUAACAGUUGGGAGCCAUCAACCUCACCAUGUCUAGGAAACGACGCGAAUUGGUUUGGUGUUCUUUGUAGCAACUACGUUUGGGGGUUACAACUCGAGGGAAUGGGCUUAACCGGGAGACUAAACCUCGAACCAUUGGCUCCCAUGAAGAAUUUACGAACCCUAAGCUUCAUGAACAACGACUUCAACGGCCCAAUGCCUCAGGUUAACAGGCUUACCUCUUUGAAAUCUUUAUAUCUGUCUAACAACCGGUUCUCGGGGGAGAUACCCGCGAAUGUGUUUCAAGAUAUGCCCGUUUUGAAGAAGAUCUUGCUUGCAAACAACGCGUUUCGUGGAACAAUUCCUUCUUCUGUUGCUUCUUUGCCAAUGCUUAUAGAGGUGAGGCUUAAUGGUAACCAGUUUCAAGGGCAGAUACCAUAUUUUAAACAGAAGGAUCUUAAACUAGCUAGCUUUGAAAACAAUGACCUCGAUGGACCCAUACCUGAAAGCCUCCGAAACAUGGAUCCUGGCUCUUUUGCUGGUAACAAAGGUUUAUGUGAUCCUCCAUUGAGUCCAUGUUCUGUUAAAACCUCUCCUUUAAGCCCUAAUGAUCCGAGAUCUCCUCCUAGUCCUCCUCCCACGGGGAACAAGACCGGGUCAUUUAACACUUUAGCGAUCAUUUUGAUCGUUAUUGGCAUAAUACUAGUGAUCAUCGCGUUAGUGAUCUGUUUCAUUCAGUCAAGAAGACGAAACUGCUUGUCAGAUUAUCCUUCCGCGGGCAAGGAAAGGGUAGAGAGCUACACUUAUCAUCACCAGCCCGUGAAAAGGAACACAAGACCAGCUGAAUCUGUUGUGAAUCACAAAAGGAGAGGAUCCAUGCCUGAUCCAGCAGGCAGGCUUCUGUUUGUGCGGGACGACAUUGAAAGAUUCGGUCUUCAAGAUCUUCUGAGAGCUUCAGCUGAGGUUCUUGGCAGCGGAACGUUUGGUGCUUCAUACAAAGCAGCGAUAUCUAGUGGACAGACAUUGGUCGUGAAGAGGUAUAAACAUAUGAACAAUGUGGGAAGAGAUGAGUUUCAUGAGCAUAUGAGACGGUUAGGGAGGUUAAACCAUCCCAAUCUGUUGCCUCUCGUCGCUUACUAUUACCGGAGAGAAGAGAAGCUUUUGGUUACUCAGUUUAUGUCUCAAAGUAGCUUGGCAAGCCAUCUUCAUGCGAAUCGUUCUCUGGAUCAGCCUGGGUUGGAUUGGAUUACACGUCUGAAGAUCAUAAAAGGAGUAGCAAAGGGUUUAGGUUACUUGUUCGACGAGUUACCGACGCUAACGAUCCCUCACGGUCAUCUAAAGUCAUCGAACGUGGUUUUAGACGAAUCAUUCGAGCCAUUGUUGACAGAUUAUGCUCUAAGACCGGUGAUGAGCUCAGAGCACGCACAUAACUUCAUGACUACAUACAAAUCGCCAGAGUAUAGGCCCGCGAAAGGACAAGUCAUAACGAAGAAGACAGAUGUUUGGUGUCUUGGUGUGUUGAUUUUGGAGCUUUUGACAGGGAGAUUCCCAGAGAAUUACUUGACACAAGGGUAUGAUCCGAACAUGAGUCUUGUGACUUGGGUUAAUGAUAUGGUCAAGGAGAAGAAAACAGGUGACGUGUUCGACAAGGAAAUGAAAGGGAAGAAAAAUUGUAAAGCGGAGAUGAUUAAUUUGUUGAAAAUUGGGUUGAGAUGCUGCGAAGAGGAAGAAGAGAGGAGGAUAGAGAUGAGUGAAGCAUUGGAGAUGAUUGAGACGUUGAGAGAAGGAGAGUUUGAUGAUGACUUGGGUUCAAUGGAUCGAGGAAGUAAUAAUUUAUAUUCUUCCAUGUUGUUGGACGAUGAUGACUUUGGUUUCUCGAUGAAUCGAUGA